AUGACGAGUCAAGUUUUUGGAAAAAGCAUUGCGAAAAUGGGAUGUAGAAUUAAAAGCUUGGCUUCUUGUCGACAAUUGUCUCGCUCCGCCCCCCUCCCUCCCCAUAUCGCUGAUUUUACUGAAAACUUAGAAACCGGCAUACAUGUAGACGAGAACUUAGCAAGAGCAGCUUUACUCACUGAUGAAGAAAUCUUUGAUUCAGUGAAGAAAAAUGAGGAGGAACAAGGCGGUGAAGAAGACGAUGUAUAA
This is a messenger RNA of Parnassius apollo (apollo), 249 nucleotides long. NCBI's taxonomy places the organism in Eukaryota, Metazoa, Arthropoda, Insecta, Lepidoptera, Papilionidae. The record is from the annotation of a GenBank genome assembly.